GAGGGUGAGAUUUGUUUCUAUCUAGUUAACAAAACAAAAAUAUAGGGUAUUGAUUUAAAUUCCCCAUUUUCAACAAAUAAUGAAACAAAUUCCUUUUAAUUUUUGUAUCUUUUUUUUUUUUUUUUUAAUAUGGAGCAUGAACCAAACAGCCUUGAACCUAUUUCAUUCCCAGAUUGAUUUAAGGGACCGCACACAUCGUGGCGAUCAAGAAGCAGAAAAAAGCAAAUGAAAGUAUAAUAAACAUCAACACACAAAACGAUCCGUUCCGUUACAGGGACAUGACGAGCAACAAAAGAGUGAAUCCGUCCUUUUCAAUUUUCAAGUGAGAGAGAGAGUAAUCAGAGAGUAUGCUUAAAUCGACUACGCGUACUCCCGUAAAAGAAUUAAAGCACACCCUUAACCAAAAGCAAACCGAUACAGACAAAUUGCGAGGCUGACGGAAAUAAAGUCUGUCUAUUUGUCUAUCUCACCCUCCCAACCAAAAAAAAAAAGAAAAAAACUUUUUUUUUUUUUAAUUUUUUUUUUGACGGGACUCAAAAUCCUUCGCCCCAGGUGUGAGUAGACAAAUAAAUAAAAAUAUUUAAAUUACAUCGUCUUCCCGUUGCUUUGCUCCUUCCUUGUUUUUUUUUUCUCUUUUUUUUUUUUUUGCUUUUCUCUUUCUCACUGUCCGUUGGAACACUCUACCCCAAUAUCACCACCUCCUACUUUCUCUACCAUCUCUUUUUUUCUUUGAUUUUCUCUGAAAAAUGCAAUAGUGGAAUCACAAAGGGGAGAGAGAAGGGGAAUUUAAUUCGGGCAUGAAUCCCGUAACGGCUGAGCAAUUACCGCCGCCGCCACAACCACCGCAGCACCACCUGAAGUCCACCAGUUGCGAUCGUCAUCCCGAUGAGCAGUUCACUGGGUUCUGCCCCUCUUGUCUUUGCGAGCGUUUAGCGGUGUUAGACAAAUCAUCCGCAGCAACCGCCUCUACUGGCCGUAAAUCCGCCUCUUCUGCACUCAAAUCACUGUUUAAAUCUAGCAACGAUAGUGGGCCCGCAUUACGAGGUAGGCCGAGUUCGAGUUCUUUUUUACCGGAGCUGCGACGGACUAAGUCGUUUUCCGGGGGAAAGAACGAGGGAGGGUUUCUCGGAUUGUCCGGUGCUUUCGAGCCGCAGCGUAAGUCGUGCGACGUUCGAGGUAGGAGUACGCUUUUCUCUCUCUUCUCUCAGGAUGAUGGGAAUGGGAAUGGGAAGCGCGGUACACAAGGCCAAGGGCAUCAUCCUGUAAUAAAUGAGCCUUCGACUUCAUCCGCGGUGAUUGAAUUGAAGGCGGAGGUUGGAGAUCACGUGGUAGCCGAGGAGGAAGGAGAAGGAGAAGAACAGGAGGAAUUCCAUGAAAGCAUUGAUAAUGGGGAUGAAAUCCAGGUUAUUGAGGAGGAAAUUGUUGAGUGUAAUGAUGAUUAUGAUAAUAAUAAUAAUAAUAAUAAUAAUAAUAAUAAUAAUAAUAAUAAUAAUAAUAAUAAUAAUAAUAAUAAUAAUAACAACAGUGUGGAUAAUAAUUUGAGGGAUUACUCAUCGGGGGAGCAGGUGCUGGGUGGAAAUUUUCAUGGGCAGACGGUGGAAUUGAAGCCAAUGAAAGACCAUAUCGAUCUAGAUUCACAAAAUAAGAAGGUGGGUAGCAAAGAUUUCAAGGAAAUUGCCGGUAGUUUUUGGUCUGCGGCCUCGGUUUUUAGUAAGAAAUUGAGGUCUUGGACAAGGAAGAACAAUAAUCAGAAAAUUAAAAAGCAUAUGAGUGGGUCUCAUACUGUUCAAGUGAGUGGUAAAAAGGGCAAUGCUGGGAGGAAUUACAGAGAUACUCAGUCUGAAAUUGCUGAUUAUGGGUUUGGGAGGAGAUCUUGUGAUACUGAUCCUAGGUUUUCUCUUGAUGCUGGGAGGUUUUCUGUUGACGCCGCGACUGCUGGGAGAUUUUCCGUUGAUGCUGGUAGAGUUUCAUUUGAUGAUCUCAGGUGUUCGUUUGAUGAGCCUAGGGCUUCUUGGGAUGGUUAUUUGACUGGUAGGACUUUCCCGAGGAUGAUACCGCCUAUGGUUUCAGUGGUGGAGGAUGCACCAGUAACGGUGUUGAGGAAAGAUACUCAGAUUCCGGUAGAGGAACCGAGGAGGAGUUCUGUUUCGAUUAAUGGUGAUGACCCUUUCCCUGGUGGAGCUUCUCAGACGAAGGAUUAUUACUCUGAUUCGUCCUCACGGAGGAGGAAGAGUCUUGAUAGGUCUAGUUCUAUUAGGAAGACGGCGGCUGCUGUUGUUGCUGAAAUGGAUGAGAUGAAGAAUGACUGCACUAACAAGAUCUCCCCUCCUUGUGCAGACUAUUUAAAUGGAACCAAAGUUGUUGCUGGUUUUGGUGGUGAUAGGGAUUUUAGGGGCUUAGAUUUGUUGAAUUCUAAUUCUAAUUCGCUUAGAGAUGAUUAUUCUGAGAGCUUUGAUAUGGGAUUUAGGGAUAAUGCCUCUGUGAUAGGUAGCACCUGCGACAGAAAGGGAUCAAAGAAGUCUAGUAGAUGGAGGGCGUGGAACAUUUGGGGUUUGAUUUAUCGACGAGGCAAUAACAAAGGUGAGGAUGAUGAUAGAUACAGUAGGUCAAUACCAAAUGGGGUGGAACGAUCGUACUCGGAGUCUUGGCAUGGUGAUCCAAGGGCUGGUUUUAGUAGAAAUGUGUUUCGCAGUAAUAGCAGUGUCAGUUGGAGGAACUCGUAUAACGUAGGGGGUGCAGCAUCAAUUGGAAGCAUUAAGAAGGGUGGUAUAAUUGAUUCCAACAGUCACAACAAAAAGAAAAAGGAUGAGUUUGUAUUAGAAAGGAAUCGGAGUGCAAGGUACUCUCCAAGUCAUACUGAUAACGGGAUGUUACGUUUCUAUUUGACACCAAUGAGAGGCAGCAGAAGGGGCAGCUCAGGGAAACCAAAGCCAGCUUAUUCACAUUCCUUCGCAAGGAGUGUGUUGCGAUUCUAUUAAACCCGAAUCUCUCCAGUUUCAUCUGAUGUUCCUUUUGAUUAAUGUCUAAAUAUUUUGAAUUUGUGUACAAGCGUUGGAUCCAAACCUCUGUUUCCUUUGUGGUUGAUAUUAUAAAAGGUACCCUUGCAUUAAAGUUUUACAUUCAGCAUUCUCUGAUCAAUGAGUAAAACCUUUACAUUGUUUUCUUUCCUUUAGUAAUGUAGUUUAAUUUCCCUGAUUAAUCAUAGUAGCAGGAUUGAUAACUGAAAAGUUCCUUCCUGAAUCAUUAAUCUUA
Chenopodium quinoa (quinoa) is the source of this 3252-nucleotide messenger RNA. Its product is annotated as UPF0503 protein At3g09070, chloroplastic-like. The coding region runs from base 798 to 2978 and encodes 726 amino acids. The record is from RefSeq and is a predicted model, not a curated record. Lineage: Eukaryota; Viridiplantae; Streptophyta; Magnoliopsida; Caryophyllales; Amaranthaceae. The transcript has a single exon. Gene Ontology annotation, cellular component: plasma membrane.